AGCAGAGGGAGGGGAGUAGAGAAAGAAAAAAAGGGCGAUCUUCUGAAGCAGCUCCAGUCUUUCUUCUUUAACCCCACCCACGGACGCAUUUCUCAACACUGGCGCUCGCUACCUGGCGCAGGGACUCUCAUCUGCGCGUUAAAGGACUAAAACCACUUUUAACCAGGAACAAAUCAGUGGGAAUACAUGAAAUCACGCGUCUUUGAACUCAUCAUGGAGUAGAGCCUCUGUUGGUUUGAGGAUAAACUACUACUAGAGAAGAAUUCCAGAGAAGAACGAUUUGACUUUCGUCCGAGGACAUGGACUGGAAGAACUUCCAAGCCCUCCUCAGUGGGGUGAACAAAUACUCCACAGCUUUCGGGAGAAUAUGGCUGUCUGUGGUGUUCGUGUUCAGGGUGAUGGUGUACGUGGUGGCGGCGGAGCGAGUGUGGGGCGACGAGCAGAAAGACUUUGACUGCAACACCAAGCAGCCCGGCUGCGCCAACGUCUGCUACGACCACUUCUUCCCCAUCUCCCACAUCCGCCUGUGGGCCCUGCAGCUCAUCUUCGUCACGUGCCCCUCGUUCAUGGUGGUCAUGCAUGUGGCCUACCGCGAAGACCGUGAUCGCAAGCACCAGGCCAAGUACCAUGACAACGUCAAGAAGUACUCUAACCCGGGUAAAAAACACGGCGGCUUGUGGUGGACUUACCUGACCAGCCUCCUUGUGAAAACGGUCAUCGAGGUCGCCUUCCUCUACAUCCUCCACUGGGUCUACGACAGCUUCUACCUGCCAAGGCUGGUCAAGUGCGAGGUCUGGCCCUGCCCCAACCAGGUGGACUGCUACAUUGGCCACCCCACUGAGAAGAAGGUCUUUACCUACUUCAUGGUCGGCGCCUCUGCCCUCUGUAUCAUCCUGAACAUCUGCGAGAUGGUCUACCUCAUCUCCAAGCGCAUCGCUGCGUGCACAAAGAAGAUAAAGAGGCGCAGCCGCAACAUACCCGUGCAACAUGACGACUACAGCGACGACCCCUUCAACAACUGCAGCCAGCCGAUGUCGAGGGCGGACAAGAAGGACAACCCUCCGUCCUUCAAGACUGCGCUCAAGUCUUCGCAUAUACCUUCCAUGUUGAAACUGGAAGAGAAGAUACGGGCGUCUGCUCCCAACCUGUCCAUCGCUUCGUAAUCCUGAAUCAGGACAAGCUAGGUGGUGUUUGGGGACGAGAACCUAAUGAAAAACCUCCCCAAAAAAAUGUAAGGACUCAGAGCUACGAGCAAAACUACAGUACGAGUUAGACUCCUGAAGCUGAGUCAUCACAACUGGAUUCAUCCUGUGGGCCCCUGUGUCCACAUCUAGAGACUCUUUAAGAGCAUGAACUUUGGUUUCCAAGUCAACAUCCACAAUAUUUACAGGUCAUGUAUGUGUUCACGAUACGUGAGGUUUCUUUUUGAAUACAAUAAAUGACCUUUCCAGCUUCA
This is a messenger RNA of Pleuronectes platessa (European plaice), 1456 nucleotides long. RefSeq names its product gap junction protein beta 3 (gene gjb3). Gene Ontology annotation, biological process: cell communication. The record is from RefSeq and is a predicted model, not a curated record. Gene Ontology annotation, cellular component: connexin complex. Bases 300 to 1163 code for a protein of 287 amino acids. The transcript has 2 exons. NCBI's taxonomy places the organism in Eukaryota, Metazoa, Chordata, Actinopteri, Pleuronectiformes, Pleuronectidae.